AUGGAUCAGUAUGUGUUUGUGUUAGCUGAUUCACCAGUGAGGUUGGUGAACUCUGCCGAUCGCUGUUCUGGUAGAGUGGAGAUCUUCCACCGUGGACAGUGGGGGACAGUGUGUGACGAUGCCUGGGACCUGAAGGAUGCCAGCGUUGUGUGUAGGCAGCUGGGCUGUGGCUCAGCUCGUUCAGCACUACAAAAUGCAGCUUUUGGGCAGGGCAGCGGACCCAUCUGGAUGGACGAUGUCAGUUGUUAUGGCAACGAACCAUCAUUAAAAGUUUGCAGCCACCGAGGGUUUGGAUCUCACAACUGUGGUCACCAUGAGGAUGCUGGUGUCGUCUGUGAAGCUGAUUCACCAGUGAGGCUGGUCAAUUCUGCCGAUCGCUGCUCUGGUAGAGUGGAGGUCUACCAUAAUGGACAAUGGGGGACAGUGUGUGACGAUAGCUGGGACCUAAAUGAUGCCAAUGUGGUGUGUAGGCAGCUGGGCUGUGGUCCUGCUCGUUCAGCACUACAAGCUGCAGCUUAUGGACCGGGCAGUGGACCCAUCUGGUUGGACGAUGUCAGUUGUUUUGGAAACGAACCAUCAGUAACAGACUGCAGACAUCCAGGGUUUGGGGUCCACAACUGUGGUCACAGUGAAGACGCCAGCGUCAUCUGUGAAGUUCCCCAGCGACAGACACAUCCCAGUGGUCAGGCUGUCAAUGCAUCUAGCCAGAAUCCUUCAAGUCACAAGGAGUCAAACCCCCAAAAACCCCUGAAAUAACCUAUGUCAUGGGAAUUGCUGUAAUUAAUAUGAUUAUGUGAUUGUAGCUCAUGCUGUUGUAAACUGUAAUGAUAUUGGGUAUGGAUAAAGUGCUGGAGAAACAUUUGGCUUCUCUGUGCCUCUGUGUCCAUAGAAAUGUGGAUUUAUUGCAUAAUUGUUGCCAGGUAAGCACUGCAAGGCAGGAGGCAAGAGAAGAACUUUGCUUACAGACAGUACAGGAA
This is a messenger RNA of Morone saxatilis (striped sea-bass), 977 nucleotides long. Its product is annotated as deleted in malignant brain tumors 1 protein-like. The transcript is spliced from 4 exons. Bases 1 to 756 code for a protein of 251 amino acids. Lineage: Eukaryota; Metazoa; Chordata; Actinopteri; Moronidae. The record is from RefSeq and is a predicted model, not a curated record. Gene Ontology annotation, cellular component: membrane.